GGCGGCGGCGGUGCAGUAGUUUCAGUAUAAACAAGGAACGCGCCUGGGCAGGCGGGUUUUUUUUUUUCCUUCUUCCCGCGCGCUUUAGCUCCAGGUCCUCUGGUCGCAUUUGUGAGCUCGCGGAAAACAACCAGGAGGUGGAGGAUCCCGGGUCCAUCUGCGGGAAAGCAUGCCUCAGACACCUCCCUUCUCAGCCAUGUUUGACAGCAGUGGUUACAACCGAAACCUCUACCAGUCUGCGGAGGACAGCUGUGGAGGGCUGUAUUACCAUGACAACACCCUCCUCUCCGGAUCUUUGGAAGCACUCAUCCAGCACUUAGUGCCCAACGUGGAUUACUACCCGGAUAGGACAUACAUAUUCACCUUCCUGCUCAGUUCUCGGUUAUUCAUGCAUCCAUAUGAGCUGAUGGCCAAAGUUUGCCACUUGUGUGUUGAACACCAGAGACUAAGUGAUCCUGAUAGUGAUAAGAACCAGAUAAGAAAAAUCGCACCCAAAAUUCUUCAACUCCUGACAGAAUGGACAGAAACAUUUCCUUAUGAUUUUCGGGAUGAAAGAAUGAUGAGAAACUUAAAGGAUCUGGCUCACCGAAUAGCCAGUGGCGAGGAGCAGACAUACCGGAAGAACGUCCAGCAGAUGCUGCAGUGUCUCAUCCGCAAACUUGCUGCCCUCAGCCAGUACGAGGAAGUCCUGGCGAAAAUCAGCUCCACAUCCACAGAUCGGCUCACAGUUCUCAAGACCAAGCCACAGUCCAUACAGAGGGAUAUCAUCACUGUCUGCAGUGACCCUUACACGUUGGCCCAGCAGCUGACUCACAUAGAGCUGGAGAGGCUCAAUUAUAUUGGACCGGAAGAAUUUGUUCAGGCAUUCGUGCAGAAGGACCCUUUGGACAAUGACAAGAGUUGCUACAGUGAACAUAAGAAAACACGAAAUUUAGAAGCUUACGUGGAAUGGUUUAAUCGGCUCAGCUACUUGGUGGCUACAGAAAUCUGCAUGCCUGUAAAGAAGAAACACCGAGCAAGAAUCAUCGAGUAUUUCAUUGACGUCGCUCGGGAGUGUUUUAACAUCGGAAACUUUAAUUCCCUGAUGGCAAUAAUCUCUGGUAUGAACAUGAGCCCAGUCUCCCGGCUGAAAAAAACGUGGGCCAAAGUGAAGACUGCCAAGUUUGACAUUCUUGAGCAUCAGAUGGACCCUUCGAGCAAUUUCUAUAAUUACCGAACAGCUCUUCGAGGGGCAGCACAAAGGUCUUUAACUGCUCACAGUAGCAGAGAAAAGAUUGUGAUACCAUUCUUCAGCCUCUUAAUCAAAGAUAUUUAUUUCCUCAAUGAGGGCUGCGCCAACCGCCUUCCAAAUGGCCAUGUCAAUUUUGAGAAAUUUUGGGAACUGGCCAAACAAGUGGGUGAAUUUAUGACGUGGAAACAAGUGGAGUGUCCGUUUGAGAGGGACCGGAAGAUUCUGCAGUAUCUGCUGACAGUCCCAGUCUUCAGUGAAGAUGCUCUCUACUUGGCUUCGUAUGAGAGUGAAGGCCCUGAAAAUCACAUAGAGAAAGACAGAUGGAAGUCUUUAAGGUCAAGCCUCCUGGGCAGGGUUUAACACGUGGGGUCUGGCUGCUGUUGCUGUGCCGCUGGCUGCUGCCACUGCAUCCCCCAAAUCACGGAGGGGCCGGCCUUUGUUUUCGGGCAUGUGGUACUCGGAAGAAUCACCAAGACCCCGCAGUCAUUGGAGGGCUCCAGUCGGCUAAGCAAACAAGCUCACUCAAGAGCAGAUGAGGAACUUCUGCAGAUUGACUCCGAAUCUGUGAGACUGAAACGUUCCCUGAAGACGCUUGAGAAAGAAUCUUCUGAAGAUUCCGGCUCUGCCCAUGACUCAUCUCCUGGAAUUUCCAUGUGAAUCACAGCUCUGCACCUGGAUGGAGCUUUCUUUUAUGUGUGUGUUUUUAUUAUUAUUUGGUUGAACAUUUGCUGCUAAUGGGACUUGCCCAGCUGAGCACUGGCUCUUAGGAAGCCCAUGUUUCUUUGUUAACUUAAAUGGAAAAGGGAGAGGAGGGAGGGGAUCUAAAACCCUCCACAUGGAUCCCAGCCCUCAGCUCUGUCAGUGUUGCCUGAGGAAGGACAGAGGAGGACAGAGGAGGGACGCUGGGCUCUGCUCCCCUUAGUGUGCUGUGUUGUGAAUCCCUCUCCCUCCCUCUCUUCCCGCGAGGUUUUGAGUUGGCUGCUGGUUAGCAAACUCCUUUUUACCCGUAUAAGUUAUUUAAUAUAAUAAUGAAGCUCCACACUGUGGUAGGAAAAUAGCCACUAGGAAACUAAAAAAGCAGAGUUUGUCAGUGGUCUGCUUAACGUGCUAGAAGGACCUUUUUUUUAAUGCCCUUCUGAGCAGUUUACGAGUGACCACCAUGUUCUACAGAUGUAUUUUUCGGUAGGUUUUUGUUAUUUCGUUUUCCAUGAUGCCUAUUUUUUUUUUCCUCUUGUAAACUUAAAUGAUCUGACUUUAAGGGUCUUGGGAAAAUCCCUGGCAUAAUUACGGCUUAAUUUUUUUUCACCGACGAUUAUUUGUCAUUACUUUUUGGAGUCUGUUGGUGACUAACCAUGUCAACAAAGAAUAAAUUAAGUUACCACCACCCCCACUGUCGCAGUGAACAAAACAAAUGAAAAACACCUGACUGUUAACUCCGUGGCUGAUCUAAUUAUGAAAUAAUGCAGCUUGUUAAACAUCUAAAUGAGUCUGUAGCCGCUCUGCAAACCACUGUUCUAUUUACCCACUCUAGGAGAAACUGUAGAGUAGUAAUCCAUGCUGAGAAAAACAAAACAAAACACCGUGUUCAAAACAGAGAUGUAUCUGAAAACUUAAUGACGUGGUUCCAGAAAACAGAGCAUGUAUCCUAUGCCACUGCGCGUCAUCUCAGCAGACUAAAGUAUCUCUGAGUUGUCCCUUUACGGCAUCAAUAUAUUUUACACUUUGCGGCCAGGAGUUGUGGCUUGGUUGUUUUCUUUCACGGAUGGAAUUGGGGGUGGGGGGGGGCUGCUGUAGUCUCCACAGAUCAGCUCAAAUGACCUGCUAACGAUGUGUCCUUCCUUGAGGAAGUUGCCUUGGGAGUAUGCCUGUGGGCAUUUAGUAUCUAAGAAUGAAUAACAGCAACCAUUUAAUAAAAAUCAUUCGCCAGGCCUUUAA
This is a messenger RNA of Otolemur garnettii (small-eared galago), 3166 nucleotides long. It is a transcript of the gene RASGEF1B, whose product is annotated as RasGEF domain family member 1B. Gene Ontology annotation, molecular function: guanyl-nucleotide exchange factor activity. The transcript has 14 exons. Gene Ontology annotation, biological process: positive regulation of GTPase activity; Ras protein signal transduction. NCBI's taxonomy places the organism in Eukaryota, Metazoa, Chordata, Mammalia, Primates, Galagidae. The record is from RefSeq and is a predicted model, not a curated record. Gene Ontology annotation, cellular component: plasma membrane. The coding region runs from base 170 to 1591 and encodes 473 amino acids.